UCGCUCAACCCCUCUUCUAACACCAUUAUAAGCUAGGAUGCCUCUGAAUCUGAUCCAGUAUUAAAAGGUUCAUUGAACCACUCACAACCCUCGUAUUCCUUUAUUCAAAUAGGAUUAUAAAAGUGUAUCUAUGUAUGUUACUUGAAUAGAAGUUUGUUAUUUUAAAAAGUACUUAGGUUUAGAUAUCAAACUUGAAAAUGACCUCCACAAUUCAGAUACUCAUGCAUGGAGCAGUUGUUAUUGCCAUGAUGCUGACUGAGAGCCUCCAAGAGGACGCCAAGCCUGCCGUGUCUUCGGACGAGUGUCAGGUGACGCCCGUCAUCCAUGUGCUCCAAUACCCAGGCUGUGUUCCAAAACCAAUCCCUUCGUUCGCUUGUACAGGAAAAUGUAGCAGCUACUUACAGGUUUCUGGGUCAAAAAUAUGGCAAAUGGAAAGAUCAUGCAUGUGCUGCCAAGAGAGUGGAGAGAGGGAAGCUAGUGUGUCUCUGUUCUGUCCAAAAGCAAAACCAGGAGAAAAGAAAUUUCGCAAGGUAAACACAAAAGCUCCCCUGGAUUGCAUGUGUCGUCCCUGCACUGGAGUUGAGGAGACUUCUGUAAUACCUCAAGAGAUAGCUGGCUAUGCUGACGAGGGCCCUAUGAACAACCACUUCAGAUUACAUAGCUCUCGAUAGAAAAUAAAUAAAAAUUAUUCUCUUUUUUCAUAUUUAUUUUUAAAUGCUUUAAUAAUUUAUGAGUGUUGACUCUAUACCCACAGACAUUAUAAUGAUAUAACUGAACAAAUUUCAUUUUUAGUGGAUGUUUCAUCGGACUUAUUAUUGCUUCUGAUGAGUAUGUGGUCUAUACACUUACAAAUACAGUAUUAUCCAAUAAUUAUUUUCUUUUUAAAUAUUUAUGAUCAUGGUCUAUGAUUCAAAGCAAAGCAUGUUCUUCUGUGUCUGAGUUGAAUAUAAAUUAUACAACACCAAAAACUCAAUUUUCAAAAUCCAUUAUUACUCUUUUAUUCUGAAAAUUAAUUAGUUUUAGUUCAAAGGAUAAAACAUUCAACUAAAUAGAAAUUGCCAGCUUCAAUUCAUAACUAGAAUCUUGUUAGAAUAUUAUUAUCAAAUAUCAAAACAGUUCAUACGUUCAAUGAGUGCUGUGAAGAAUGAUUGGCAUAUAAUAAUUUAGAUAAUGAACUGAAUUUAUUCCGUUUUAAUGUGAUCAAUAUUAUCAAUAAUGAAUAUUGUGAUGGCUUUUAGGAUGAUAUUUUGAUGGUGAUGAUAUUUUGUUAGAAGCAUUCUUCAAUAAUAGUAGCACUUUUGUAAAUGUUUGAUUUUUUGGAAGAGAAAGAAUAAGUUUCAACCACAUCAGCUAUUACUCUUCUGUUUUCCCAAUUACCCUAUAGAAUAAAACAAAUUGAUACGGUACUUUAUAA
Molecule: messenger RNA, 1414 nt
Organism: Nilaparvata lugens (brown planthopper)
Lineage: Eukaryota; Metazoa; Arthropoda; Insecta; Hemiptera; Delphacidae
Gene: Burs
Product: bursicon
Exons: 4
Coding region: 198-671 (157 amino acids)
Biological process (GO): animal organ morphogenesis
Molecular function (GO): BMP binding; receptor ligand activity
Source: RefSeq, a predicted model, not a curated record